GAUGUAAACAUUAAUUGUCCUUGAUGACUCCCUUUUUUACAGCAGUUCGUGACAUCAGGCAUUUACUGUAACUUCUCAACAGGUAGAGACUUGAACGCUUCAGCAGAGGAGGUGCUUUGGCUUCGAGUCUGAGCAGCUUUAAAACGCUCUGCUUUGGUAGAACAGACUUUCACAGUCGCGCCGUCUACUGACAAUAGAAAUCGUUUUGGACCUGGAAUCCAAGUUUGGAUAAUAUGGAUAUCACAGACCAGCCAACACUGGACAUGAACGACACAAGCUGUCAGGAGAACAUCGACCAAAACCGAGCGCUGUACAUUUUCUACUCUUCAGUGGUCGUGCUGGAGUUUAUCUUGGGUCUCCUGCUGAACAUCACAGUCAUCCAUCUCUUCAUCUUCAAGCUUAAGUUCUGGAAAUCUAAGACCAUUGACAUUUUCCUGUUCAAUCUGGUCCUAGCUGACAUUUUGUUGCUGAUUGGAUUGCCCGUAAAGGCGUACAACUUUCAGCAAUGCAGUGAAGAGAAAGUAGUGUGCAAAGUACAACUGUUUCUGCAGUUUCUCAACCGAGGAGCCAGCAUUGCCUUCCUCACGGUCAUCUCCAUUUAUCGAUAUUUUAGCGUGGUCCAUCCUGGGAAAAGGAAAGUUCUGAGGAUUUUGAAACGGUCGCCUCAGAUUUCUGUAUUCAUCUGGGUGCUUCUGGUCAUUUUGACCAUUCCGGCCAUGUUGCAAAGUUUUAUCAGAUGCAACAGCAGUGAAAAAGAUGAUAUACCCGGCCCCAUUGUUCUACUGAGGGAAAUUGUGUUUUUUACUCAGAUUUUCAUCCCUUUUUUUGUUCUUGUUUACUGCUCAAUAAGGAUUAUCAAAAGACUCAAACAGAAGUCGGUGGGAGACAAGACUAAACUCUGGAGAGCGAUGUUUCUCGUCACUUCGGUGGUUUUCGUCUUUACUGUCUGCUUCUUGCCAUACGCCUUUACAAGAGCGGUGCAACUAAAGAUGGGGCCCGUGAUGAACGAGAAGAAAGUUACUGUCGUUAAAUUGUACGAUGGGCUUAUUUGUCUCUCUUAUCUGAACUGUCUACUGGAUCCAAUCCUGUACUGCCUGAGCAGCAGUAAAUUUAAGAAGCUAUAUAUUUCAAUGUAUCUUCCAUUCCUGCUGGAGAAGGAGCAACCGGAAAGCUCAGAAGAUACUGCAGAUGACUGAAUUGAGUAAAAAAAGAAGAUGAAAAGGAUGUUGGGAGAUUUCUGUCAGUUGCAUUCUUCUAAUACAUUUGAAUAGUAAAUUGAUAGUUGAAAAUGUCUAAGAUUUAUUUAUUUUUAAAAUGUAAAAAAAGGCCAGAUUUUAGUUAAAAAUUGUUAGAAUUAUCAAUUGCAGAAAUGUAUGUUUUAGGCACCGUGACCGUUUUAAACCACAUUUGUUUUCUUGUUUUUCCAGUUCAUUUUUAAUGGCUCUGCUGUGUGACACUUGCACAAAUAGUCCAAUGCAUGAAAAUGUAAUAAUUAGCUAUUUGCUUUAGUAAGGAGUUUCAGGUUAAGUACGUCACACUAUAGCGUCUCAAUUCAUUUUUUAAUGUCUCUGUGUCUUGCUUAUAUUGAACUUUCUGAUGACUCAUGGUUUGUAGUCUGGGAAAAGGGAAAUGUGCGACUUAAGGAACUUCUCUGUCGGGCACAGAGGAUGAAAUGUGAAAAAUAUGAGGUUUUCAAUGUUUUGCUUGUAUAAUAUUUUAUUUCCACGCUAUUGAAAAAAAUGCAAUUUUCUAAAGAGCAUAAAGAAAAAGGAUUUCUUGAUUCUUACCAAUAUUGUGAUUAGAUGUCAGAGUCUCUGGCUCUUUCUUAAUCGCAGCGGAAUAUGUGGCUUUGGAUGAGUUUAUUUUGAAGGCAUCAGAGUCUAAGGGAUCGGCUUCUGAAUAGCUCAGAGGUGUCUGGACUUGCCAGUGCCCUAAGAAUGCGGGAGAUAAAAUCUGUCCUGAAAUAGAAAGUUGAGUAAUGAAGGAAAAAAGGCCGCAUUUAUCAUACAGUGUAAAAUGUAGUGUCUUCGUAGUGAUGGUGGGUAAAGCUCAAAAAGAGUAAUCACAGACUAAAACUGUCAUUUGCAUAUCUUCCUAUAAAUAUCAUUGAGAACCUGAAGAACAUAACCAUCAUGAACAACUUCACUUUUAAUAACAUUGUCAUGGGAGAGUUUCUCCUAACAUACCUGGACUGAUAAGAGAGAGCAAUGCAUUCUGUUCCUGUAAAACCCUCUGCAACUGCUUCACUUGAAGCUGAAGGAUCGUUUUGUCAUUUUGCCCUGGCUUCUGUUCAGAAAAUGAAAUGAAGAUGUAAAAAUCAAAAUGCUCUAUACAUCUACAUCUGUAUUAGCUAAUAGAUAGGCCAUAGGUUUGACUUUGACAACGGUGCGGACAUAAUAGCAGAUAACACUUUCACAAAGAAAAAAAUGGUAAAUCAGAAAGGUUGUGUAAGAAAAAAAUAGGCUCAAAUAUGUCAGUGAAACACAAAUUUCUCUAAUGAUUCUAAAAAACUGGUUCCUUUUAUUGCUUUUAAGACAUUACAUAAAAUAAGUGCAAAAAAUAUGUUUACAAAUAUACAUAUUUCCAUUGAGAAGAUGCUGAUGCUGAUUUAACUCCAUUAAUACGAGCUGAACCUUUUGUGCAUUAUGGUUGAAUUUGUUGCUUUAUUUACUGUACUUGAUCACGGCAGUUCAGUUGGUGACGGUUCCAUACAAAAUAAGUUGAAAGCAUCCAAGUGAAUGUUAAAUUUAUUAGUGAACGUUGUAAUAAAUAUUUGAGAAAUCAUUGUUUUA
Messenger RNA from Puntigrus tetrazona (Sumatra barb), 2792 nucleotides. It is a transcript of the gene gpr31, whose product is annotated as G protein-coupled receptor 31. The record is from RefSeq and is a predicted model, not a curated record. Bases 234 to 1196 code for a protein of 320 amino acids. Gene Ontology annotation, cellular component: membrane. Lineage: Eukaryota; Metazoa; Chordata; Actinopteri; Cypriniformes; Cyprinidae. The transcript has a single exon. Gene Ontology annotation, biological process: G protein-coupled receptor signaling pathway. Gene Ontology annotation, molecular function: G protein-coupled receptor activity.